Polychytrium aggregatum is the source of this 2819-nucleotide messenger RNA. RefSeq lists its product as uncharacterized. The coding region runs from base 384 to 2762 and encodes 792 amino acids. The record is from RefSeq and is a predicted model, not a curated record. The transcript has 9 exons. NCBI's taxonomy places the organism in Eukaryota, Fungi, Chytridiomycota, Chytridiomycetes, Polychytriales.
CCCACAGCAGGUUGUCCAGCGCCUUAUCGCGGCCGCCCAGCAAGUAUUUAGACCAACUCCCCGUCCACCCUCCCGCUCUGUUGGCCGUCGCAUCUGCCCUGACUCUGGGCCCUGGCUGAGUACAUCUCGCUGCUUCCCUCUCUCCAUCAAGCGUCGUUGCUCUGCCUGGCUUUCUGUUCCCAAGACCGCUCCUCUGGCUUCUCGCCAGCCCGUCAGCCCGCCAACCCCAUCGCCCUUGCUUCCGUUUCCAUCUCACACACAACCUGUCGUCCCUCGACUGCUACCGCAGCGUCGCAUAGAUCUGUCUCCUAUCCCGCUCCAGCAGCUCUUCCGCACCAUUCACAGUCGCCAAGACCCCGCGGCCAUCCCCGCCUCCAGCCAGCAUGUCCUUCUUUAGCUGCUUAUGCUUUCCGUCGUCCUCCAGGUCACAUGGAGGCGACUCGCCUCCCCUGUUUCCCCUGCCGUCUCCCAAACCCCAUUCCGAGACAUCUGGCCAUCGCGCAGGCAGCAAUCUCAUAUCGACAUCACUGCCUGCUAUGACCCGAUCGGCCUCAGCCCUGGCCUCGUCGCCACGGACAUCAUCCGACUCCAAAUCGACUCUCCAGCCGCCCACCCCGACGAGCACCACCGGCGUCCCUCCACUGCCGAAAAUGCCGCCCUUCUGGGAAUCCAUGCCGUGGAUUCACCCCAUGCUGGCCCUGGUAUCGGUGGCCGUCCGAGAGCCGGAUCGUCUGGCCAUCUGGUCCUUCGGCUCGGGCGGUUUGAUGGCUCGGCCUGUGCGCAUCACCUACUUGGAGCUGUGGCGUGCUGCCUUCACUCUGGCCGAGAAUCUCAAGGCCGUCCUUCCGGCCACCGAGCCCUCCAACGACCCGGACCAGCGCCUCGACUCUGCUGUCGCCGCCGGCACAAUCAACUCCUCCAAGAACUCGAGCCAUUCGGAUUCGUCCGGACGCAGGUUCUUUCAGCAGACCGAGACCGUCGGGAUCUUUGUCGACACAGGCCCGGACUGGAUCAUAGCCAUCUACGCGAUAUGGAUCCUGGGCAAGAUUGCCUGUCCGCUCUACAUCAACAGCCCGGUCGAAGUUCUCAAUACUGCAGUGGCUCGCCUCCAGAUCAACUAUAUUCUGUAUAACGAGAAGAUGCCGGAUAUCGGGAUGACAGUUCGCCUCAAUAUCAACGACUUCCGCAAACCCAUCGAGGUCCCUCCGCCCGAUAUCACCUUCUGCUCUCCAGUCAGCUAUUUUUUGAUCUACUACCAGUCCGUCGACAGUACCGGCUCCACUCAGUUCUCUAUUCUUCCCGGCAGCUCCGCUCGUGGCUUUCGCACAAGCAACUGGUUCGCCCCCCAUGUCAAAACCUGUAUUUCUAUGGGACCGACGUUUGCCCUCUCGGUGUUUCCCCUCCUUGCCCAAAGCAACGCCCGUUGCUCGCUGUGGGUCGCUCGCUUGGCAGAGAACAUGUUUGAGAAGGCAUUUACACUCUUCAUGAUGCUCGACAGCGGAGUCGAGCAAAUCACGUUGACCCCCAUCACAAUGCGGUUCCUGCUCAGCAUCAAGGGCCGGGCCGCAAGCUGGUCGCGCCUCAAGUAUCUCAUUAUCGGCAGCGAGGUUGUCGAUCUCCCGCUCUUGCGCGCUAUCCGCGAGCUCAUGCCUCAAGUGAUAAUCGUUUGCGCGUACAGCUCAUCCGUGGCAGGUGUCGUCGGUGCCUCGGCCAGAUGCCUACUUACUCCGAAGGAUCCUAUCCCGAACCGCCUGAUCUACACCAACCUCAACCCGACUUGCCAGCCCAAGGUCAUGGACAUGUUCAGCAUGGAGCUCAUGGAGGGAAGCCGUCAUAAGCGCGGCGCCCUGUGCUUCUUGAUCCCCAAGGAUCUGCCGAUCGUGAAUACUCCGUACUUUUUGUCGCCGCACAAGUACUCGCCGUUUGGUUUCCUGCCCGACGGACGGCCGCGUGCGCGUUGCCUUGACGAAGCCGAGAUGGUCGAUGGACUUUCGUUCGUCAUCCACGGAAAGCUGGAUCGUCAUAUCCAGUGCGGCGACGCCUUUUUCGACCCGCAUCCUGUCGAAACGAGUCUGCGCUCCGAUCUGGCGGCGUACAUCUCCGACUGCCGGUUCAUUGUCUCGUCCAACCACCAGAUCUUUAUCUUUUACACGUCGCAGAUCUCCAACCGCGACGCAACCGACACCUUCAUCAACGGAGUCAUGCACGACGCACUCGUGGAGAUAUUUGAGAGGGAGGGCAUCCCAUUGGAGCACAUUCCGACUCCGAUCCGGGUCUCGCACAUGCCCUUCAGUCCGUCGCUCAAGUUGGAUCGGCACCAUAUCCGGAAGAUCCUCGAUGAGCUGCUGAGACAAACGACCGUCCCCAUGUCCGAGUACCUCGAGCAGGUGGCCCAGAUCCCGCUGAUUCUCUUUUCCGAGGCAGCCCCGGGUACCUCGCGAUAUCCGAUUGGGCUGGACUUUUUGGUGUCGUGCCAAGCCUCGUUCAUCGGUGCCCAGCUGUACCGCCUGCCGCUGUUCGAGGGACGCGACUUCAAGCUCGGCAGCCUGGUUGCCUUCCACCAGCAGGUCCACGGAGCCGCUGCUGCACAGGAGCUGGACAGGCUCGCUCGGGAACACCAGCGGCUUGUGCAAGAAUACGCACAGCAAGUGGUCGGUCUCCAGAUCGACGAGAGCACGGUGCAAUCGCUUGGUGCACUGUUUGCGAAUGUCGAGGCCUCGGUCUCUGACAUUGGAGCGCUGCUCUGCACUCGCCGAGUUUAGCAGGGAGCGCGUAGAGGCUAUCGCAGAAAAAUACACCCUGUUGCUUGUUUGUUGGAA